Messenger RNA from Limulus polyphemus (Atlantic horseshoe crab), 3572 nucleotides. RefSeq names its product synaptonemal complex protein 1-like. The record is from RefSeq and is a predicted model, not a curated record. Gene Ontology annotation, cellular component: synaptonemal complex. Gene Ontology annotation, biological process: synaptonemal complex assembly. NCBI's taxonomy places the organism in Eukaryota, Metazoa, Arthropoda, Merostomata, Xiphosura, Limulidae. The transcript is spliced from 23 exons. The coding region runs from base 161 to 2227 and encodes 688 amino acids.
UCUACAUGCUAUAAUUCACUAUGUUUUGGGGUUGUUUGCUAAAGAGGAGGAAAUAUAAAAUGUCCAGCAUACUUGUCCUUCAGUGGGUCUGAUUUAUGCACCGUUUUAAUUCGAUAAUUACACAUGGGCGUAUUAGAUCAUAUUUUCAGCUGUAGAGAUAAUGCAUCAGUUACAAAUUGGAAGACCAUCAGAACUUCAGCCUACAUUUGUGCGACCAUUUCAUUUUGAUGGUAAUUUAUCAAGUUCUAAGAAGAAUUGUUCUAUUCAGGCACAGAAAGCAGCUGAGAUACCAGAAAGGUUUGUUGAAGAAUCUGGACCAGACCCUUGCAUAUUACUUCCAAGUUCUGAAACACUGAAGAACAAUGCUGAAAACUUCUCCAAGAUUGAUUUAAAAAUACACAAUGAUGUUGAGUGUAUACUUAAAUGGAAGGUAACAACAGAAGUGGACAGAGAUCAGAAGGAAAAGAAACUGCACAAUGCUUUGCAGAUAAUUGAAACUCAAAAAAAAUCACUACUUGAACUACAACUUCAGAAUGAAAAAUUAAGUACAAAGUUAACAGAAAAAAUGGAUGAACAUCAUGAUAUUUGUCAAAGAUCAAAAGGAACCCGAGAAUUAUGUAUUGCUUUGAAGAAACACAUUGAAGUUGUACAAGAAAGACUAUCUCAUUGUGAAGAUAUUAAGUCUUUGUUUGAAGAACAAAAUUCUAAACGUUUGGAAAUGAUUCAGGAUAUGAAGAACAAUUUUGAAUAUCUUCGAAUUCAACAUAAAGAGAAGGUGCAAAACUUUGAAGAAAAAAUUUUCAGAGAUAAAACUGAAAAAAUGAAACUACAGAAUGAAAUGACAGAAAUUAAUGUUGCCCAUAAAAAAGAGUUAAACUCACUGGAGAACUGCCUGAAAGCCAAAGAUAACAAUAUCAAUGAUGUCCAGGAACAACUCAAGUUUUUGUCAGAAGAACUGCAGAAAACUGCUCAUGAAAAAGAUGAAUUUGACAAAAUGUUCAAAAAUAGUGAGAUUAAAAUAUGUAGCCUAGAAGAGAGCAUAGAAACCCUAAAAGGUCAAGUGAAGAGCUUGGAGGAUGAAAAAAACAUAGCUAGCAGCUUGCUGAAGCAAAAAGAAUGUAUUCUUGAGGAAGUCAACUCUGUAGUUGAGUCUGUACAAAAGGAGUUACAAAAGAUGACUAGUGAAAAUGAGCAAGAAGUGGAACAUUUGUCAGAGUACUGUAAAGAACUCACUAGUCAACUCAACGAAGAAAAGGCAAGAGUAAAAGAUUUGCAUACACAUCUAGGGGAAACUGAAACUGAAAUAGAAGGGCUUAAAAGUUCUUGUGAUGUCCUAAAAUUGGAAAAAACUCAUUUAUUGAGUAAGAUAGAAGAAUUUAAAAACAAAGAGAAAGAGUCUGAAGAAAAAGUACAAGAGAUUAUAAACCAGUGUAAAGAAGCAGAUUAUGCAAAACGAUUGCUUGAGGAAAAACUUCAAGAAUUAAAUGCUAUGUUUGAGAAGUUUGAAGAUGAAAACAAAACCUUAGAAAAUUCUUUAAAGGACAUGAAUGAAAGUUUUCAGCAUAGUAAGAAAGAGCUAGAAAGAUUGUCGUCUGUAGAGCAAGAACUCCAAAGGGAUAAUAAGGACAAACUAAAGAAAAUUACAGCAUUGGAAAAUGAGUUAGAGAAAAUUAGACUCAAACAAAAUGACAGUAGAAAUACUUUAAAAGACAUCAGACAGAGAAAAGAUUCCUUACAAAAAGAAAAUACCAAACUAAAAAAAGAUAUCACCAAAUUGGAGAAUGAAUUAGAGAAUUCCAAAAAUUUUAAAAGUACACUUCAGUCAAAAAUUGAUUCUAGUGAAGAAGAAAUCCAAUCGUUGAGGGAAAAAUUGAAAUACUUGGAUCUGGAAAAUAAGAAACAAACAGAAGAAAUAGAGAAGUUGGAAGCUUCGCAGAGAAAUAUUGAAGAAGAACUAGAAGAGGUAAAAUGUUCUAGAGAACAUACUGCUGAUGAAUUAAACAAACAAGUAGCAUCUUUUAAAUUAGAAAUAACUUCCAAAAACAAAACAAUUAAGGACCUUGAGAAACAGAUCAAAAAUAUCAAUACCAGACAUAAUUCUCAAUCCAAGGAGCUCAUUGCUAAUGAAAACAACCUGUCUUUGCUGCAAACAAAACUAGAUGAAAAGGAUAAUGAAUGUAAAACAGCUAGAGAAGAAAUUGAAGAAAUUAAAAAACAGUUGCAGUGAUGUAAUGGAUAUCAAUCUCCUGAGCUAACCCUUUUCUGUGUUAUAAAGGGCCCAGAUCUCAGUCCACCAUGCAGUUAUCUCUUGGCAAUACUUCUUGAGUAUAGGAAUCUUCUGCAGAGAGGGGUGACCAAUGAUAACUUUGGAAAGAGUGGUCAGGAGCACUACCCUUGGCUGCUGCCCAGUGAAUUCAAAGGACCUCUUAGGUAGCUUGACUGCCAUAGAUGUGGAAGUCUCUUCCGUCAUCUCUCUUUGAGCUAGUUCUAAGGACCAGUAGUGUCACCAUGCUAUCUGAAAUUCCUUGCCACCAAUGAUGGAAGUGAUGUGACUGGUGGUGAGAUCUUCACAGAUAUCUUGCUUCUCAUGUCAGUAAUCGUUCUAUUAGUUGCUGUGCAGACUAUUCAAGUUUCUGCUGCUAUUGUUGGUGGUGCCAGUUGUGUGUUGCCCUUCAAGACAACUUUAGUACUGGGAAGGUAUUUUUAGUUUAUGGAAUGCAGUUGUCCCACUGGAGGAUAGUGCACAUCUGAUAUCAUCUCCAACUGGUGAUAAGAGUUCCUGUGAUGGAACACCUCAAGAAAGGCUUCCGAUACCUUGACAUCCUUUUUCACUUCUGUUUAACUGAAGUUGGCAGCUGUGGCUUAGCUGCUUCCAGACUCGACCCAACCACCAUGGUGGUAGUGUUCAGAGGGUUCUUCAAGGUGGAGGUUGCUUCAUCCAGCUUGGCUUUUGUGGGUGAAUCUGUGUUCAGCUUGUCUACUCGGAACAGGGAGACAUCAAAGUCAGCUCAACAACCAACUCAGCCAAGUCCUUUAGUCUAAUACACCAGAUAACAGUGCAGAUUUAUCCUUUGUGUUGGAUAUAUAAGACUGUUUAGUGUAAAAAUUAUUUAGUUCAUUUAGUGAUCUAAUAUUUAAUGCUUAUUUAGUUUUCAUAACAAUGGUUAAAAGUAAUUAUUUUAAAUGUGAUAGUUAUAACAAAUUUUGUUAUGCAAGUGGGUAAGAGUUGCAUGUUUUGUGUGUAGUUCAAUUGUUGUAAUUUAACGUUACAUUAAUGGAACCUUCUGUAUUUUUCUCAUUGCCUUAAGUAAGGAUUGUUACAUCAUAGUGUCUCAUAGUUUGAAGGAAGUUCUAUGCCUCUAUUCGGUAGUGUAUGUAUAUAUACAUAACCAAGUGAGUGCAAAUUAAGUCAGAAAACGUUAAGUUAGUGAAAGUGAAGUUAGACUGUGUGAUUGUUAGUUUAGCCUCAACGGGCAAUAUUUAAAGUGGGUUUCACAGCUUAACAGAGAUAACGGAGAAUAAUUUGUCUUGUCAAAGGAUGUUCUAAAGUAAUUGAAUCCACCUGUGUGGAC